UUAAGGUGGUGAGAGAAAAACACAGCAAAUCCGUUAUGUUUUCUCUCUCUCUCACUCUCUCUCUCUCUCUCUCUCUGUGUCUGUCUCUCUCUGUGCGCGGCCACAAUCCCCACCACCAUCUCUGCCCAUGGAAUUUUAGCAUCCCAAUGUGACUCCACAGGAAAAAGUAGACAUUGCAGCCAUGUCUGCGGGUCUUCUUUGAAACCCCUCAACCCACCUUUUUUCUCUCUUCACUUGCCACCUUCCUUUACUGCUCUAUAAUCAUCGUCAGAGUCUCGCCAUUCUGGUAAAAUGGGUUUCAUGGGAAACUUGGAAUGGGGCAAUUACUUCGGCAAGAAGCGAUGCAAGAGCCUGUUCUGGAGACUGAGAGCCAAGCUCAAGAAGGCUCUUAACCAUGGGGCUACCCACAAGAAGCAGCUCAGGUUUCAGUAUGAUCCUUCCAGUUAUGCUCUUAACUUCGAUGAUGGCUGUUUCACCACAAUAUUGAAGACGGAACCAAGAAGAGAACUUUCAGGAACGUACAAGUCCUGGGAUUUUACACUGAUGUCAACAACACCACUACCUGGGUUUGUGUCGUUUGGGACCUAUUUUAGAGUUCUAAAGCUGUAAAAGCCCACCCCCAUCUUUUUCUUUUUCUUCUACUUUCUCUUUUUCUGCUUUUCCAUUUCCACUCUGUAUUUUCCCCACCUUGGCAAAAAAGAACGAUAGGACUUGACCAUUAUUCAAGCAUUUUGCUCCCAGUCAAGUACUUCUUCAUUGCA
This is a messenger RNA of Prosopis cineraria, 761 nucleotides long. RefSeq lists its product as uncharacterized. The record is from RefSeq and is a predicted model, not a curated record. The transcript has a single exon. The coding region runs from base 292 to 609 and encodes 105 amino acids. NCBI's taxonomy places the organism in Eukaryota, Viridiplantae, Streptophyta, Magnoliopsida, Fabales, Fabaceae.